Humulus lupulus (European hop) is the source of this 1288-nucleotide messenger RNA. RefSeq names its product 26S proteasome non-ATPase regulatory subunit 14 homolog. The transcript is spliced from 6 exons. Gene Ontology annotation, biological process: proteasome-mediated ubiquitin-dependent protein catabolic process; protein deubiquitination. The record is from RefSeq and is a predicted model, not a curated record. Gene Ontology annotation, molecular function: protein binding; metallopeptidase activity; proteasome binding. Lineage: Eukaryota; Viridiplantae; Streptophyta; Magnoliopsida; Rosales; Cannabaceae. The coding region runs from base 56 to 994 and encodes 312 amino acids. Gene Ontology annotation, cellular component: proteasome regulatory particle, lid subcomplex.
CAUUAGAAAAUAAAGAAGCAUCAAAACAGUCUUGUUGCCGAGGAAAACUUGGGGUAUGUCAGGUAUGGAGAGGCUUCAGAGAAUGUUCGCCGGUGCCGGAGGAGCUUUGGGCCACCCUCCGCCGGAUUCCCCCACUCUCGACUCCUCUGAGCAGGUCUACAUCUCAUCCCUCGCCCUUCUCAAGAUGCUCAAACACGGGAGAGCUGGGGUUCCUAUGGAAGUCAUGGGUUUGAUGCUGGGAGAGUUCGUGGAUGAGUACACUGUUCGCGUCGUUGAUGUAUUUGCAAUGCCUCAGAGCGGUACUGGUGUUAGCGUUGAAGCUGUUGAUCACGUGUUCCAGACCAACAUGCUCGAUAUGCUUAAACAGACCGGGCGACCGGAGAUGGUUGUUGGGUGGUAUCAUUCACAUCCUGGGUUUGGCUGUUGGCUUUCUGGUGUGGACAUUAACACACAACAGAGUUUUGAAGCAUUGAAUCAACGCGCUGUAGCUGUUGUGGUGGAUCCAAUUCAAAGUGUAAAAGGAAAGGUGGUGAUUGAUGCUUUUCGCCUGAUCAACCCACAAACCAUGAUGCUUGGCCAAGAGCCACGUCAAACCACUUCCAAUCUUGGCCAUCUGAAUAAACCAUCCAUUCAAGCCUUGAUCCAUGGUUUGAACCGCCACUACUACUCCAUAGCUAUUAAUUACAGGAAGAAUGAGCUUGAGGAGAAGAUGUUGCUGAAUCUUCAUAAGAAGAAGUGGACUGAUGGUUUAACACUUAGGCAAUUCGAUUCUCACUCCAAAACAAAUGAGCAGACAGUUCAGGAGAUGCUAACUUUGGCAGUUAAAUACAACAAGGCGGUACAGGAAGAAGACGAGUUGCCCCCAGAGAAGCUUGCAAUUGCAAAUGUGGGAAGACAGGAUGCGAAGAAGCACCUGGAAGAGCAUGUCUCCAAUUUGAUGUCUUCAAACAUCAUUCAAACUUUGGGAACUAUGCUGGACACUGUUGUCUUCUAGAGUUCCUAGAUUAAGCAAUUUGUUUGGUAGGAAGGAUGGAGAGGAGGUUGGUAGGAGGGAUGGAUGAGAAUCCUUUGCUAAGUUAGGAAGGAGAGAAAGAUAAUUUUUUAUUCCUUUGUUUGGUAUUGAAAUUGAAAGGAAAAUGGGAGAGAUGGGAAUGGAGGGAGUUGGUUAUGAAAUUACCAUAUUACUAAUUGUAUAAGAUUUUUAUCUUUUAUCUUUUAUUUAUUUUUUAUUGCACCAAUAUAUACAUACAUUAAUAGUUAUUAUAAGAUACUGAAUGUUAUUUGUUAA